ACACACAUACAGGGAGAGAGAGAGAGGCAGAGCGAGCACAGACGGACUGCAGAGGAAAAAGAGGGAGGGGAGUGAGUGUUUUUUGGGCUGUGUGCGCUGGCAGGGUGUGUGUUCGGUGUGUGUUCAGUGUGUGUUCGCUGUGUUGGCAGUGUGUGUGUGAGCUAACAGUGUGUGAUGUGUGAGGAUCCCGUCCAGGCCGACAGAAGCAUGGUGAGCAGCGACAGCCAUCAGAGCCAGGAGCUGCUGGUGCCCCCCCAGCCCCAGCCGGCCGGCCCGGGGCCCGAGGAGGUCCCGCAGCCGGCCUCCCCCUCCUCCCCCACCGCCGCCCCGGGCAGCUUCGACCUCGAGAAGAUGAGCAAGGGCCCCGUGAACGCCAUCACGGUGCUGACGCUGCUGGACAAGCUGGUGAACAUGCUGGACACGGUGCAGGACAACCAGCACAAGAUGGAGGUGCGGCAGGUGGAGAUGGAGGGCGUGGUCAGGGGGAUCCAGGCGGACAUGACGAAGCUGUCCAAGAGCCACAGCCACACGGCGAACACCGUCAGCAAACUGCUGGACAAGAGCCGCAAGGUGUCUGUCACCAUGAAGGAGGUGCGGGACAAGAUGGAGCGGCAGGGCGUCCAGGUGAGGAAGUUGGAGGCGAAUCACAACCACCUGCUGAACCGGAACAACUUCAAAGUGCUCAUCUUCCAGGAGGAGAAUGAGAUUCCCUCCAGUGUGUUCGUGAAGGAUCCUCCUCCGUUCCCUCGUGACGAGCUGCAGGAAGGAGGCGAGGAGUCGGCUCCCGGCGUCGUCGACGGCGACCGCUCCCAGGAGGGGGGGCUCCACACCAUUGACCUAUCAUCUGACGAGGACGUGGGCCUGGAGGCGGAGCUAGAGGACGAGGAGGUGGGGCUCCACGACCUGGAGAACAUGGAGAAGUCCAGAGCCGAGAAGCUCAAGCGCUCCAGCCUGAAGAAGGUGGACAGCCUGAAGAAAGCGUUCUCCAGACAGAACAUCGAGAAGAAGAUGACCAAGAUCGGAACCAAGAUCGUUUCUGCAGAGCAGAGAGAGAAGAUCAAGCAGAAGACCUCCAGCCUCAAGGUGUCACCUCUGACCUUCAGCAUCAGGAAGCCCCGCAGCAGCUCGGCCUCACAGCUCAGCCCGGAGGCUCCCUCAGGGGACUCUCCUGCAGCUGAAGCCCACAUCCAGCUCUCCCCGCUGGGCAGCGGCGAGCACGAGCUGUCCUUCCCCGAGGUGCACGCCCAGCUGGCCCCCGCCGAGCCACGGGAGGGGGAGGAGCACGGGGAGAGGGAGGAGCAGGAGGAGGUGCAGCAGGAGGAGGUGCAGUUUGAGGAGGUGCAGCAUGAGGAGGUGCAGUUUGAGGAGGUGCAGCAGAGGGAGAAGGAGGAGGAGAAGGAGAAGGAGAAGGAGGAGGAGGAGGAGGUGGUGGCGGGCGGAGAGGUGGAUCUGUCGGCUCUGUCUGAGGGAAUCAGCGAGUCGUUCGCUCUGUCGGCCACACUGCCUCACCAGGAGAGAGAGGAGAGAGAGGAAGAGCUGUCCUAAACACACACACACACACACACACACACACACACACAGCAGGGCUCAGCUGAUAUGGGACCAUAUUCACAUGUGAACCUCCAAAGUGCUCAGAGUUUUAUUCUCAUCAGGCUGGAGAGUCUGAUGAGCCUGAUCAAUACAUCAGCCUGAUCAAUACAUCAGCCUGAUCAAUACAUCAGCCUGAUCAGUACAUCAGCCUGAUCAAUACAUCAGCCUGAUCAGUACAUCAGCCUGAUCAAUACAUCAGCCUGAUCAGUACAUCAGCCUGAUCAAUACAUCAGCCUGAUCAAUACAUCAGCCUGAUCAGUACAUCAGCCUGAUCAAUACAUCAGCCUGAUCAAUACAUCAGCCUGAUCAGUACAUCAGCCUGAUCAAUACAUCAGCCUGAUCAGUACAUCAGCCUGAUCAAUACAUCAGCCUGAUCAAUACAGCCUGAUCAGUACAUCAGCCUGAUCAAUACAUCAGCCUGAUCAGUACAUCAGCCUGAUCAAUACAUCAGCCUGAUCAAUACAUCAGCCUGAUCAGUACAUCAGCCUGAUCAAUACAUCAGCCUGAUCAGUACAUCAGCCUGAUCAAUACAUCAGCCUGAUCAGUACAUCAGCCUGAUCAAUACAUCAGCUGAACCCAGCUGCAUACACACUUAUAGCCUUAAAGCCUUAAAGCAUUUUAUUAUUUUAUUAUGAGCCUUCACCUGCCCAGCACCCCCCCCCCCCCCCCCCCCCCCCCCCCCACACACACACACACACACACACACACACACACACACACACUGCUGUGUCUUCUUGUAAUAACAGAUGUAUAAAAUCUAGAGGAAAUGUUACUUUACUGCAGUGAUACUACAACUCCCAGCAUGCACUGCGGCUACACACACAUCGUAACCUCCAGGCUUUGUCACAGCCCUGUGUCUGUGUGUGUGUGUCUGUGUGUGUGUGUGUGUGUGUGUGUGUGUGUGUGAGAGAGAGAGUGUGUGUGUGUGUAUGCUAAUCAGAUGAUAUGAUGCUAACCUGCUAACUAGCCUGCUGCUAACCUGAUCUAAAGAUUUUAGCUUUUAGCUUGUUGCUAACCUGCUGAGUUUUUAUCCACAGAGAGCUGUCAGCAAGCUGCAGCCGCACUGCAGAGUACACACUGAGCAGUACGCACUGCAGAGUACACACUGAGCAGUACACACUGCAGAGUACACACUGAGCAGUACACACUGCAGAGUACACACUGAGCAGUACGCACUGAGCAGUACACACUGAGCAGUACACACUGCAGAGUACACACUGAGCAGUACACACUGCAGAGUACACACUGAGCAGUACGCACUGCAGAGUACACACUGAGCAGUACGCACUGCAGAGUACACACUGAGCAGUACACACUGCAGAGUACACACUGAGCAGUACGCACUGAGCAGUACACACUGCAGAGUACACACUGAGCAGUACACACUGCAGAGUACACACUGAGCAGUACGCACUGCAGAGUACACACUGAGCAGUACGCACUGCAGAGUACACACUGAGCAGUACACACUGCAGAGUACACACUGAGCAGUACGCACUGAGCAGUACACACUGAGCAGUACGCACUGAGCAGUACACACUGCAGAGUACACACUGAGCAGUACACACUGCAGAGUGCACACUGAGCAGUACACACUGCAGAGUACACACUGAGCAGUACACACUGCAGAGUACACACUGAGCAGUACACACUGCAGAGUACACACUGAGCAGUACACACUGCAGAGUGCACACUGAGCAGUACACACUGCAGAGUGCACACUGAGCAGUACACACUGCAGAGUGCACACUGAGCAGUACGCACUGAGCAGUACGCACUGAGCAGUACACAGUGUGUACUCUCAUGUAGCUCCUGUCUGGUCAGUGUGAACUCUGUCCUGAAUUCAGAUCACAGUCAUCAGCCAAUCACAGGUGUCCGUUUACUGGACAGCUGUGGUUGCCAUGGUUACAGAGUCCCGGUGUUGCACGGUCACCUGCGUCACGUCCACAGAAUACAGAAACAUUAAAUCAUCCUAAAAUAAUCCCAUCAGGCCGUCUCGUUUCAGUGUUUCUGUUUGAAUGUGAGCGACCAACCAGGAGGCGGCUGUUAGCCAUGUGAUCAUAUGAUCAUGUGACCAUGUCACCAUGUGACAUGUGACCCUGGACAUGACGCGUGUGCGGCUGCGUGCGACACUCUGACCCGCUUGCUCUCUGAUUCUCUGCCUUUUUAUUUUAAAUGUAACAAAUCAAACUUUUCUGCUUCUGGUGCCAAAGAGGAUUUUGUUUCCAAGCCAUUUCUCCAGGCGCAGGCGGACUGACGGGUCCCGCUGGGAGCUCAGAGCGGCUGGACUGGGAUGAGGGUGAGAGUGGGAGGUGAUGGUGGUUGAACUGGGAGAGCUGUCAUGUCAUGUUGAUGGAAGCGCCUGUCGACUCAGCAGAACUGAACCAAUAAAGAUGAGAUGAACAGCAGCCGAGUGUCUGAGUGCUGACAUGUGAACGCAUCACGCCCAUGUUGUUUUCUGUUCAAAACUCUUCCUCCGCCACACAAAAUAGUCCCUGGGGA
Messenger RNA from Myripristis murdjan (pinecone soldierfish), 4092 nucleotides. It is a transcript of the gene cavin2b, whose product is annotated as caveolae associated protein 2b. NCBI's taxonomy places the organism in Eukaryota, Metazoa, Chordata, Actinopteri, Holocentriformes, Holocentridae. Gene Ontology annotation, cellular component: caveola; cytoplasm. The transcript has 6 exons. The record is from RefSeq and is a predicted model, not a curated record. Gene Ontology annotation, molecular function: protein kinase C binding. Bases 175 to 1545 code for a protein of 456 amino acids.